Anarrhichthys ocellatus (wolf-eel) is the source of this 3428-nucleotide messenger RNA. Its product is annotated as sterile alpha motif domain-containing protein 5. Lineage: Eukaryota; Metazoa; Chordata; Actinopteri; Perciformes; Anarhichadidae. Gene Ontology annotation, molecular function: protein binding. The coding region runs from base 991 to 1761 and encodes 256 amino acids. The transcript has 4 exons. The record is from RefSeq and is a predicted model, not a curated record.
AUCACAUCGUAGGGGAAGAAUAAUGUGACACAAACCCUCAGCUCGGGGUUUCGUUUCUACUGUGCGACAGGUUUCACGUGCGCUGUCGUCUCGGACCAACUUUGUCCAAGUCGGUGGGACCCGGUGACCCACGGUGUUCCCCGAGGCGGCGUGACAAGUUUGUAGAGGGGGAGGAAAAAAAGCACUCGCGUCACUAUUUUUAAAUGGGUACAGUGAGAUUUGGAGGGGGCGUGGACGGUAGAGGAGCAGCGGUGAGCAUGUUGGCUCUUGGCUGCGGCUCCAGUGUAGUGAUGUGCCGGCUGGAAGAACCGGACUACGUGUAGACUGAGCGGCUUGUCGCGGAAGCUUGCGGUUACUGUCAAUAUCGUCGGCAGCCGACUUUUUGUCAUUUUUAAAGCCCGUUUUGGCGUCCUUUUGGAUUUAUUCAUUCAACGCGCUCGCGGUUUGCGAUACAGAGGACUCUAAGGAAGGAGGAUAUAAGCUGUGAAAACGUUUUUGGUUUUUGAAGACGCAGCAGCUGCCGUGCGUAACGCACACAAUCUGGUUGAGAAGCUGUUUUGAUUACAAUAGUUUGAGACAACUGCUUUCUUAUUUGUUUAAGGAAGCCUACGUUUUGGGACUGACUGCGCAUGGCAAGUCACCGAAAUGACAUUUGGGAUUUGAAAGCUGUUUCAAGUGAAACUCGCGUGAUCUUCCUUUGUAAGUACGGACAGGUGUUGCAGUCAAACUCAGGCUGAACCUUUAAUUCACUUACGGCUCUGUUAUGUCGUGCAUUACCGCGGACUCGUGAGGUUGGGGAUUGGACCAAACCUUUGGUACGGAUAAUCCACAACAUGUUUAAUGCCGACAUCUUUACUUUCCUAACACUUGGAGAGAGCACACGCCAUCAUUAACAACCACAUAAUGCGUUUGAAACGCCGAAUGGGAAAGUAAGCAUCACUUUAGUGUCUUCUUUCGUCCCGAGUUGUGGCCGAUCUGGCAACAUCCAAAAUGACAAGCAACGGACCUGUCAUCGUGUACGAGUGGCUGAAGACCCUCCAGCUGGCCCAGUACGUCGAGGCUUUUGUGGAUAAUGGAUAUGACGAUCUGGAGGUUUGCAAACAAAUCGGAGACCCCGAUCUGGAUGCCAUCGGGGUCUACAUCCCUCACCACCGGCAAAGGAUCCACGACGCGGUGAGGAGGCUAAAAGAUGAAGCCAACGAGACGGCUAGUGGACUCUAUUUCACCUUGGAGCCGAUGCCACCCGCAUCCGAGAUUUACACCAGUCACAUGGUGGACCAGUAUGAGUCCAAACUGCGGGGAUCCAAGUCCUGGACCGAGCCCAACAGUGACCGGAUCGGGCGCAACGGUGGCUACAUGGGCGCGCAGAGGAACCUGACGCUGGGCAACAGGAGGGAGCUGGUGAUUUACCCCAAGCUGAAGCUGAAGAUCAUGAUCAGGGAUAAGCUCAUCAGAGAUGGAAUCAACCUCGCCAAGCCGCCCUACUCUAAUAAGGAUGGUUCUCUGGGCAACAUAGAUGACCUAGCCCAGGAGUACUCUGAGUACUACAACACCUGCUUCAGUGACGUCAACGACCGCAUGGAGGAGCUACGCAAAAGACGAGUCUCCCAAGAGGUUGACAUGGAGAAACAAGAUCCAAGCAGCACAUCCCUGCAGCUCCGUUCUGAGAUCCAGGAAUCAUUAGGCUUCAGCAGUGAGGUGUCCACUCCAGAAACAGACAGAAAGUACGUUUUUCUUCUAUUCAAUCUCUUUCACAUGUGACCGGAGCAAGUGUGGAAUCAUGAACCACGCUUUGAUUGAACUGUGUUGUCUGUUGCAUGUCAAAACAAUGUGCAGCACAGCAGGCAGGCUGUGUCUGGAUUGCAUCAAACCGUACACGCCUGCACACAUAAUCACGGAUCACACUUAGCCUUUCUGCACGUCCGCAGCUAAAGAUGGAGAGCCAAGUGGAAAUGCACCCACCUCCAUCAGAUCUCCAUAGAUCUCUCACGCGACAGCUCGGACAGAAGGUCUCUGACCUUGCCCGUGGGGGAGUACGGGUCAGUGCCUCAGGUCGAAAAUUUAAACCGAGUGUGGUGGCGUGUUAGCGAGUGGUUGUUCAGCUAUGGCUAACCUGGGUUGUGUCUUCCCAAAUGAUUAAAUCAAUCAGAUAAAACAUUACCUAAUUAAUAUGAAGAUGACAGAUUUUAGGUGAGUAUAAAGGAAAUCAACCCUAGACAUCACAUAUUUGACCCGUAGUCGGUCCCCCAAGCUCCCUUGGUCACAUCCCUGCUAUGGUUAUGAAAGGAAAACCACUGACUGCUUGCUCCGACUGACCUGCUCUGUCUAGUAGCCAUUCUCUGUUCUCUGGCCGUCCAGGCUUCCUUCCUGCCUUUGUGUCCAGCAGGGGGAAGGGGAGUGGGGACCGAGAGGGCGAUGGCCAAAUGAUUACAGCAAAAGGAGUGUGAAUGAAAGAACAGGAUGGAACUUGGUGUGGGUGGGGUUCCUUUUCACUGGUUCCUCCAAGUUGGUCCACAAAUUAGCUCUAAAUGCUCCGCUGUCAAACAGUGUUAAAUUCCCUGCAGUCACACACACACACACAUCUAAAGGCAUUGGGUUUGUUUGAUCUCCGUUCAACCGGAGCUGAGGUCAAGAAUAUCUUUAAAUGUUCUUCACAACAAGAUGACUAAUGGAGAUUUCAAUACAGAAUAAAUUGCCCAUUGGUGGUGACCAGAAACAUCCUCAUUGCAUUUGAAGAAGAGAUUAAGGGGAGACGAGUGGACGGAUAGAUUAGUGCAUGAAUAUGGAGCCCCAGUCAAACCCCCACGCCAUGUUUGCCAGGGCCAAAGGUUAAACAUAUCUUAGUGUGACUGAGAAAUGAUUUCUUUUAUCUCUAUUGUUUGGUCUUUGUUCGUGGCCAUCACCUCUGUGUGACCCCCAGUGGAAUUGUCAUGGUCACGUGAUGACCACGUGCGGCAGAGGAAGCGCAUACCACAGACAUGGUCUCUUCUCCCAUGGCUGUGUAUGUUGAACAGACAAAUGCUGAGGAUGAUGGGAACCAGAUGCCAAAUUUCGAAUGACGUCGCUUUGCUGUUCGAGAGAGUCCCAGAAAGAGCCCCUAACUUCUUCCUGUCAGCCUGGUUUCUUUCUGUCCUCUGUGCCUCACAUCCCCUUUCUCAUAAAGAUUCAGACCUUGUCUCAACUUCAGUCUUCAAUUAAUCUCGUUGUUAUGCUCGAGGACAGUCCCCCAUCCAAAGUCUCAGAAUUUUUUUUCAUAAUCGAUCCCUCUGCCUGCUCUCCUCCUCUCACCCACCCCAGCUCUGUUCUCUCUUGCAUUGCCUAUUGUCCACUUUCCGCUGUGGUGAGUAGGUUUCAGGUAGAGUGAUUUAUCAUGUGCAGGCAGAGUGAUAGACAAGCCCCCUCAAUUCCUCACGACACAUUCAUCACAG